AUGGCCAAGGGAGAUAAUUCGGUCAAACCGACAGAGGCAGCCGGUUUUGGUGACAACGAGAGGUGCCUCGCGGAUUUGUUAAAGGUCCACUUUCGGAGCUACUGCGAGAAGUCCACCAUUCACUGCGUUCGCUAUCUGUACGAUUCCCACCUGCAUAACUUGGAGAGGUUUGUGGUUUAUCCUCUAUUCAUAUCUACAUUCAAUUUUAAAUUGUAUAUAAUCAUUGUAUUUAGAAUCAUCUGGUCGAUGCUGCUCAUCAUUAGCAUCGGGCUGUCCUUCUUUUUCUACCUCCUGCUCUCCGAGCGAUUCGUUUCCCAGAAGCUGCAGACGGUGGUCCACGAUCCGCAGUUCCCCGUGUUUCUGGUGCCAUUUCCGGCCGUGGGAAUCUGCACGGACAACCGCAUCAACUGGAACAAGCUGGAGGCGGCCAAGGAGCAGUUCCUGCCGACCAAUGCCAGCGUGGAACUGGUCGAAAGUUUCACCGUCCUUGUUUCUCGGAUGGAAACUUUGCGCUUUGGCAGUUACCUUUCAAGCUUGGCCGAGCUGGAGGACGAUAACCUGGAGGCGGUGGGCUUUGUGAACCUAACUGAGCUGGCCAUAUUUAUGACUCUUCAAUGCUCGGAUAUCAUGGUACCGAAAUCCUGCCUGUGGCGCAGUUCCUCCUUCAAUUGCUGCGAAUACUUCGUGUUGGAGAAGACGGAGUUUGGAUUUUGUUUGGUUUUCAACUCGGAGGUUUCGCCACGCUCCAAGGCAAUUAAGCAGAAGGAGGGUAAUAACUUCUAUCCGAGGCACAAUGCCAAAGCAGGCCAGAGUACGGGCUUGAAUUUUGAUCUAAUCUUAAACGAGAGCUUCAGGCGACCCGAUUCGCAGGCGAAUAAUAAUGUCUACGUAAGUAUCUGCCAGGCCCCCGACCAACUGAACAAUGUCGUAUAUUCAAUAACCCAAAACACGGAGACCUACGUGACUGUCCGUCCGGGUCUCACUUGGACGGAUAACACCACGCGCAGUAUCCCGCCGGAGCGCAGGAACUGCCUCUUCGCGGACGAGCAGGGCGAACUGGACGCCAACGAUUCGGCCAAGAACUUUGGAAAGCCCUUCCAGCUCUCCAACUGUCUCAACCGCUGCCAUGAGUCCUACCUAAUUCAGCUCUGCAACUGCUCCUUGCCCAUUUUCUUCCUGUACAACCACAGAGUUCCGGAUUGCAACGCAGUCAGCCUGCGCUGCCUUGCGCGUCACAAUGACAUCUUCAGCUACGACAAGCGAAGGGACGAGGAUGCCCUUUUCAGUGCCACCAAGCUGGGAAUGACCUGUUCCUGCUUGGUGGACUGCUACCUGCUCGACUAUUAUACUUCCACCACCACACUGCCUUUGUCAGCCCAUAAACUACCCAAGGAUCCGCAUCAGAAACUCUUCAGGGUGGAUGUGCACUACCAAGUGGAGACCACACCUUUGUAUCGCACAAGCCUGGAGUUUACCAUUAUCGAUCUAAUUGCCAAUCUGGGUGGAAUCUUUGGACUUUGCUUGGGUGCUUCUAUGGUCAGUGCCUUCGAGUUGAUCUACUACCUUACUGUGGGACUUGCUAUGCAUCUAUAUGACCACCAGUACUAUGGGGUCUUAUUUAAGCACCUGAAGGCUAAGUGGGUCAAUUUAAAGGGCUACCUAAGGAACGAAGUUGGCCAUCUGGCUGAGAAUCCCGCUGCCCACAAGGAUACCAAUGACAGGAAAUUGAGGCAUCCUUUUAACUACAGAAAGAAUGUGUGGUAA
Molecule: messenger RNA, 1764 nt
Organism: Drosophila melanogaster (fruit fly)
Lineage: Eukaryota; Metazoa; Arthropoda; Insecta; Diptera; Drosophilidae
Gene: ppk20
Product: pickpocket 20
Exons: 6
Coding region: 1-1764 (587 amino acids)
Biological process (GO): sodium ion transport; sodium ion transmembrane transport
Cellular component (GO): membrane
Molecular function (GO): sodium channel activity
Source: RefSeq, marked reviewed